Molecule: messenger RNA, 1061 nt
Organism: Prinia subflava (tawny-flanked prinia)
Lineage: Eukaryota; Metazoa; Chordata; Aves; Passeriformes; Cisticolidae
Gene: SMTNL1
Product: smoothelin like 1
Exons: 8
Coding region: 1-984 (327 amino acids)
Biological process (GO): actin cytoskeleton organization
Cellular component (GO): microtubule organizing center; filamentous actin
Molecular function (GO): protein binding
Source: RefSeq, a predicted model, not a curated record
AUGGGGGGAACAGGGAGGGAUACGGGGGGCUCAGGGCGGUGCGCGGGGGGAGAGGCUGCCGGGGAUGGCGGGGCAGAAGCGCCCAGGGGUGCCGGGGGCAAUGCCCGGGAUGGUGGUGGCGAUGCCGAGGCAGGGCCAGCCGGGGGCACCGGAGGGGGUACCGAGGAGGGUACCGGGGGAGAAGCGGCGCCGGCAACAGCGGGCAACACCCUGCGCCGACAGGAACCCACUUGGCUUCAGGACGAGGACGAGGAGCUGUGGCCUGAGUUCCCCCCCUGCUCGUCCCCAGAGGGGGCCACCAGCCCCACGUCCCCCACAUCUCCCACAUCCCCUAUGUCCCCCAUAUCGCCCACCUCUCCCACAUCCCCUCUGUCCCCCACAUCCCCUGUGUCCCCGGCAUCCCCCACAGCUGGCACCACUGAGGACACAGGAGGCAGCAAGAGGGGUGCUCCAGCGGGGGGGCCACGGGACAAGGCAGCCCCUGGUUCGGCGGGACAGAGGCUGAGGCCAGAGGGCGCCGGGGGACGGCCACGAGUGGGGUCCCGGGCACAGGGGCGCUGCGCCAUCCUGGAGAAGUUCGGAGGGGCUGCCAAGGGCCCAGCCCCACACCUGCGGCGCUCAGGGGGUGCCGCCACGGUCAAGACAAUGCUGCUGGAGUGGUGCCGUGCCCGCACCCGUGGGUACGCGAACGUGGACGUGCAGAACUUCUCGGGGAGCUGGGGCAGCGGCCUGGCCUUCUGCGCCCUCCUGCACAGCUUCUUCCCCGACGCCUUCGACUUUGCCACCCUGGAGCCCAACGCCCGCCGGGAGAACUUCGCCCUGGCCUUCGCCACCGCCGAGGAGCGGGCGGGCUGUGCCCCGCUGCUGGAGGUGGAGGACAUGGUGCGGCUGCCGGUGCCCGAUGCCAAGUGCGUGUACACGUACGUGCAGGAGCUGUACCGCUGCCUGGUGGCCAAGGGGCUCGUGAAGACCAAGAAGCGCUGAGAGGGUCCCCCACAGCCCCCACCUGUGCCAUCCCCCUUUCUGUCCCCUGCUCUGUCCCCCAGCAGUAAAGGCCAUGG